Austrofundulus limnaeus is the source of this 4655-nucleotide messenger RNA. It is a transcript of the gene ppp1r13bb, whose product is annotated as protein phosphatase 1, regulatory subunit 13Bb. Gene Ontology annotation, biological process: regulation of apoptotic process. Gene Ontology annotation, molecular function: p53 binding. The record is from RefSeq and is a predicted model, not a curated record. Gene Ontology annotation, cellular component: nucleus. Lineage: Eukaryota; Metazoa; Chordata; Actinopteri; Cyprinodontiformes; Rivulidae.
CCGCCCUUCCCGCAGUCAACAACUGGAUUCCACAGCAAGUUGCGUUCUCCGUAGCUGCCUGCUUUCGCCAGCAUGCUAACGAUAAGUAAAUGUGUUCGUAAACGGGUAACUUAACCUGGAAGGACUUUUACUUGUUUAAGACGCGUUUCGUUUAUGCCUCGGAUUUAUAUGUAAGCUUAAAAGCAGCUGCUUCGGCCCGGAGAUCGAUUGGAAUACCGUGCGUUAGCCACAUCCGAAACAAGCUAACAACUGGAAUUACCGCUAGCUGACUUGCUGACAGCGGCUUAAUUCGUCUAUUUACCUGCAACGUAGCUGAGAUUGAUUGGGCACAACAAUGAACCAUCUUUGACAUUGAGUACCACUGAGGUUCUGUUGUUUGUAACAACGGAGUUACCCGAACCCUCAUAAAGUGGGGUUUGGUUGCCAUUUGAAGAAGGUGGAAAGUCAGCUUUCUCAGCUGGUUCCGAUCCAGCACAGCUGUCGAUAUGAUGCCGAUGAUACUGACGGUGUACCUCAGCGAUGGGGAACAGGCUGUGACGGAGGUACCCAUCACACCUGAGACGACGUGUCGCGAUGUCGUGGAGUUCUGCAAAGAGCCCGGCGAGAGCAGCUGCCAUUUGGCUGAGGUCUGGAGAGGCAACGAGCGGGCGAUCCCCUUUGAGCACAUGAUGUAUGAACAUCUGCAGAAGUGGGGGUCUCGAAAACAAGAAGUCAAGUUUUUCCUUCGUCACGAAGACUCACCUACUGAAAGCAGCGAUCAAGGUGGGGAAUCAGCGAGUUGAGCUCACGCUGUCAGAGCUGCAGGAGAUGGCCACACGACAGCAGCAACAAAUCGAGGCUCAGCAACAGAUGCUUAUUGCAAAGGAGCAACGCUUGCGUUAUUUGAAGCAGCAGGAGCGGCGUCAGCAGCAGACCGUGUCGGAGAGUGAAAAGCUGCAGAAGUUAAAGGAACGCGUAGAGAGUCAGGAGGCAAAGCUCAAGAAGAUCCGAGCAAUGAGAGGCCAGGUGGACUACAGCAAGGUCAUCAACAGCAAUCUGUCAGCAGAGAUUGAACAAGUAAGCGGCUUGUUUCAAGAGAAGCAGGCCGAGUUACAGGCGGCGGUCCUCAGGGUUGAACAGCUUAGUCUGCAGCUGGAAGAUCUGAGGAGAGGAAAGCUGAAUGGCGUACAGACUGGUCUGGGUGGCCAAGUAACUGGUGCUGCAGCCUUAGAGCUACGUAAGCUUUACCAAGAGCUUCAGAUACGGAACAAAUUGAACCAGGAGCAAAACAGCAAGUUGCAGCAGCAGAAGGAGCUUCUGAACAAGCGCAACAUGGAAGUGACUCUCAUGGACAAGCGCAUCAGCGAGCUGCGGGAACGCCUCUACAAGAAAAAAGCUGAGGCACGUCAAAAAGAGAAUCUUCCUCUAAAUAGAGCCAAUGGGCCUCCCUCUCCUCAACCAGCUCCUGGUACUCUGGGUCGGGUUGCUGCUGUUGGGCCUUACAUCCAGGUUCCUGUACCCAGUCGACAGGAUGGAGGCUACAACAUGCCGCCUGAUCCACUGAAGCCUCAAACACUAGGUGUUAAUAACCAAACAAACCAAGGACGCCCCAAAUCAGACGGUGUGCGAAAGCCUCCUGGCCCUUGGAAAGUGUCUGAUUUAGACAUCGUUGUGGACCCGGUACCCCCGUCCCUUCCAGAAUCUCACCCUGGAGCCUCCAGUGGCUCAGACGGCACGUCUCCUAAUGAUACUGGUUGGCCUGCUGUAGGGAAGAGCAGCACGACUCUAAAGCCUCCUGAGAGACGAGACUCAGGGAUUGAUAGUCAGGGCAAAAGCCCUCCCUCAGGUUCCCCAGUCACUCCAAAUACAGAAAAGGUGCUAGAUUCUAAAAUAUCCGUAUCUUCCCCUGCCAUAAUCAAACCACAGCCGCCGCCAUAUGGAUCCCACCUCACCUCUGCCAACACAGCCAGCUCCCUGGAGCGCCACAAAGAUGUGCCUCCCCCUCGCCCACUCCCCAACCCGCCAGCUCCUGCGUGGCCCCGCGCCCCCUCCUCCACAGGCUCGUCCUCUCAGCAGAUCCAGCAGCGCAUUUCAGUCCCACCGAGUCCCACCUUCCAGCCCAACCCGCCGCUUUUCCCUCCUGGGCUAAGUGAGCGUCUGGAUCCUCCGCCAGCUGUGGCGGUGCGCCCCUUCAUCCCAGACAGAGGAUCACGGCCUCAGUCGCCCCGUAAGGGACCCCCGACUGUGAACUCCAGCUCCAUUUAUCACAUGUACCUCCAGCAUGCGGCUCCAAAGAGCCAACCCCUAAAGCCUGCUCUCAAAGCAGUUUAUGGGAAGCCUGUUCUGUCCUCCAGCUCGACUCCGCCCUCUCCCCUGCCCUUCAUCCAGGCAGGUGGAGUCUUCCCCGUGUUUCAAGGCCAACCCGGCGGCGAGGACACUUUAGACGGAGAACUCGAUGACCUUGAGAGCUUCCAGCACCUGGAGCCAUCGGCGCCUCCUCCCAGUGUGGAGAAUAUCCUGCGACCGCUCAGUCCCACAAAGCUAAUGCCCAUGGUGCACUCCCCGCUGCGCUACCAAAGCGACGCGGACCUCGAAGUGCUUCGCAAAAAGCUGGCCAACGCUCCGAGGCCGCUCAAGAAGCGCAGUUCCAUCACAGAACCCGAGGGUCCCAGUGGGCCUAACAUCCAGAAACUACUGUACCAGCGGUUCAACAGUCUAGCAGGGAGCAUAGAGGGGAGUGUUGUCAGCGGAUCAGGAGGAAGUAAUGGCGCAGGCAAUGGAACGCCCUUUUAUCAACCGGCUCAUCCUCCAGGAUAUCUGGGAGGUGAUCCUCUGGCUGACACAGACAAUGGCAACCUACUCUCUGAGACACCGCUGGCACCAGCACCAGGGGAGGCCGAACCGGGCUCUGAGGCUCCGCCCACCACCACAGACCCUAACGACAACGAGCCAGUGCUCUCGUCGCCUGAAGAACCCAUAGAUCCUUCUGAAGACGAGGAACCAGAAGAUGACAACAACAAUAAUUUGGGAGGUUAUGAUGCAUCUUUACCCAGCCCUGUCCUGGAGGUCAGCACCCCCGAGGAGAGCGGCACAGCAGGUUCACAGCUGCUGGAGAAGCGUACAAACCUGAAGAAGCCCAACUCUGAGCGCAUCGGUCACAGCUUCAGAGUGAAGUUUAAUCCUUUAGCGUUGCUGCUCGACGCCUCGUUGGAGGGGGAGUUUGAUUUGGUUCAGAGGAUCAUCUACGAGGUGGAGAACCCCAGCACUCCCAACGAUGAGGGCAUCACACCGCUGCACAACGCCGUCUGCGCGGGACACCACCACAUCGUCAAGUUCCUGCUGGAUUUCGGCGUGAACGUCAACGCUGCCGACAGCGACGGAUGGACCCCGCUUCACUGCGCCGCCUCCUGCAACAGCGUUCAUCUCUGCAAACUGCUGGUGGAGUCGGGAGCUGCCAUUUUUGCAACCACCAUAAGUGACGUGGAAACCGCUGCAGAUAAAUGUGAGGAAAUGGAGGAGGGCUUCAUCCAGUGUUCCCAGUUUCUAUAUGGCGUGCAGGAGAAGCUGGGUGUCAUGAACAAGGGAACUGUGUAUGCUCUGUGGGACUACGAAACCCAGAAUCCAGAUGAGCUGUCGUUUAAAGAGGGGGACGCCAUCACCGUUCUGCGGCGCCAGGACGAGAACGAGACGGAUUGGUGGUGGGCACGACUCGAGGACAAAGAGGGCUACGUGCCCCGCAACCUGCUGGGGCUCUAUCCUAGAAUCAAACCUCGUCAGCGCUCCCUGGCGUAGUGUCUGGAUCCGCUGAGCCGUGUCCAACACCUGGACCGGCGAAACACCCGAGAGCAGAGAACAGAGGAGCCCGGUGCUCCAACUUCUCCCUGUGGCCAUAAACCUCUCCCAGCCUUGUGCUUCGACAAAACCCUCCUCUCUGAAGCAGAGGGCACUAAGCUCUGCAUAUACUCACAUCUGCACACACAAAGGCAGAAGCAAGCACUCCCAAAAGUCUCUUAAACGCCUCCAUCCCUGCUGCCCCUCGUCACACUUGCACCUCCGUCACUGUCCUGACACACGUCACUUUCAAUCAAACACUUUCCUCUCAGUAUUUCUUGCUUUGUUCGCACUUCAGCCAUCUCCCUAAUGAGGUCUGUGGUGGCACCAGUUUACACGAUACUAAUAACUGGAAUUUCAUCUUUAUGGGUUAAAAGUUGCUGAUUUUUAUCAGUGAAUUUUAAUUUGAUCUGUCAGAUGUAUUUUAAGGCCAAAUUUGCUCGUCUUGUAGACUUUAGCAGAGACAAUUGAUUCUAGACUACCCACCAAAGAGAAGUAUCAGUUUAACACUUUUAUUCCUGCUGGUCCCUAAAAAGCCCAAGGAAAUGUUGAAGAGUGAGAUGAUGGUUAGUUUGCUGCUGCAGCUCCCAAGAGUUCCUUGUUCUUAUAAAGCAAAAGUAAAAUCCAAGUAAAUCCUCAGUAUUACUCAUGCAGGCUAGUUGACGGAAUUCCAGUUUAUUCAAGAAAUUGCGAGCUCACAUAUUGUCAUGAAUUGCAUAAACAUCCAUGCCUUCUCCCCUUCUCCUCCCCAAAGUUUACUGUCUUCUGUUUAGAAUUUAAAUGCAGGAUUAUUGUGGAUAUGUGGCAAGAACACUAAUAAAUUAUAAUUGAGCCUUUGGAAAUAA